AGUGUCAUCGCGUUUCCCAAUUACUACGCCGCCAGCUUUGGGGAGCUGGGGGGACCCCAGUGCGAGCGGUGGUCGCGCGAGUUGGUUGAGGCAGGGGCGCGCACGCGGGCGUGCGUCUUUUGGCAGCUGGAUUACGCGCGCAUGAUCAGGGUCCAGCGGCGAUGA
Messenger RNA from Monoraphidium neglectum, 165 nucleotides. RefSeq lists its product as hypothetical. The transcript has a single exon. NCBI's taxonomy places the organism in Eukaryota, Viridiplantae, Chlorophyta, Chlorophyceae, Sphaeropleales, Selenastraceae. The annotation marks the transcript as partial. The record is from RefSeq and is a predicted model, not a curated record.